Messenger RNA from Plectropomus leopardus (leopard coralgrouper), 3213 nucleotides. It is a transcript of the gene xrcc6, whose product is annotated as X-ray repair cross complementing 6. The record is from RefSeq and is a predicted model, not a curated record. Gene Ontology annotation, biological process: double-strand break repair via nonhomologous end joining; telomere maintenance. Lineage: Eukaryota; Metazoa; Chordata; Actinopteri; Perciformes; Serranidae. Gene Ontology annotation, molecular function: damaged DNA binding; double-stranded DNA binding; DNA helicase activity. Gene Ontology annotation, cellular component: nucleus; Ku70:Ku80 complex.
GCCAUUGAAACUAGUCCGGACUUGUGGGGAGAGAGAAGCAGAACACUGCAAGUGACUCAACAAAAGCAGCAAAAAUGGCAGAGUGGAACGCCUACUACCGCAAUGAGGAUGACGAAGAAGAGCAAGAGGAAGGAGAGCAAUCUGGAGAUGAUUACAAGGUUACAGGGAGAGACAGUUUGGUCUUCUUGGUCGAUGCCUCCAAGGAAAUGUUCGUCAAAGGAGAAGAUGGACAGCCCUCCAAUUUUGACAUGACCAUGCAGGUCGUGCGUAGUGUGUACACCAGUAAGAUCAUUAGCAGUCACAGGGACCUGGUGGCUUUGGUUUUCUACGGCACAGAGCAGAGCAAAAAUCUGAGAAACUCAUUCAAGCAUGUCUACGUGUACCACGACCUCGAUGAACCCGGUGCUAAGCGAGUGCAGGAGGUGGACGCUCUGCGGGGGACAAAAGGUGCGCAGCUAGCAGCAGAGACCAUGGGCAGCGGAGAAACAUCUUUAGGCGACGCCCUGUGGUGCUGUGCCAACCUCUACAGUGACAUCAAGCUGCGCCUCUCACACAAGCGGCUCAUGAUCUUCACCUGCAGGGACGAACCACACGAGGGUGACAGCGCGAAGGACCGACAGGCUCGCACCAAGUCUGGUGACCUCAAAGAGACUGGUGUCAUCAUUGAUUUAAUGCAUCUGAUGAAACCCGGCGGCUUUGAUGUGGCGCCCUUCUUCCGUGACAUCGUAAGUCCGCCGGAGGAUGAGAGCGAUUUGGGACUGCAGCUGGAGCCGUGUGACAAACUGGAGGACCUGCAGAAGAGGGUGCGGGCAAAGGAACAAAAGAAGAGAGCCAUGGCCAGGGUAAACCUGUGUCUUGGUGAGGGCAUAAAUGUAGCGGUGGGACUUUAUGCAACUGCUGUCUCAGCCAGGAAACCAGCUCCCAUCAGACUUUACAGGGAAACCAAUGAGCCGGUCCGCAGCAAAACCCGAACCUUUCACACGCAGACCGGCAGCCUGCUGCUGCCCAGCGAGAUCAAGAAAGCCCAGGUGUACGGUAAGAAGCAGAUAGUGAUGGAGAGGGACGAGGUGGACGCCAUCAAGAAGUUUGAAGAUCCUGGAAUGUAUCUGAUCGGAUUCAAACCCAUGGAGAGGCUCAAACGUCACCACCACAUCCGACCUGCUGUCUUCCUCUAUCCGGAGGAGAACGAGGUGAAAGGCAGCGCAUGCCUGUUCUCUGCUUUGUUGGCAAAAUGUAGCGAGAAAAACGUGUUCGCUCUGUGCCGCUGCAUCUCUCGCCGAAACUACCCACCUCGGUUUGUCGCUCUGGUGCCUCAGAAAGAGGAGAUCGACGAGUGGAAAGUUCAGAUUACUCCACCGGGUUUCAACGUCAUUUAUCUGCCGUACGCUGACGACUUCCGAACCGUGGAUCCUCCUCAGUGUCCGUCAGCCUCACAAACACAGGUGGAUAAAAUGAAGGAGAUCGUCUCUAAGCUCCGCUUCAAAUACAGGAGUGAUGCUUUUGAGAAUCCAGUCAUCCAGCAGCACUACAGGAACCUGGAGGCCUUGGCUCUGGAUAUGAUGGCUCCAGAGGACAUUGAGGACCUCAUCUUACCAAAGGUGGACCAGAUUGACAACCGUCUUGGUCCACUGGUUGAUGAGUUCAAAGAUAUGGUUUAUCCUGCCAACUACAACCCUGACAGCAAACCAGCCGCCAAACGUAAAACAGCUGAUGCUGAAGGCGGAGCUGGAAAGAAGCCCAAAGUGGAAGUGCCAGAGGAUGAGCUCAAGGCCCGUGUACAGAACGGCACUCUGGGAAAGCUGACCGUGCCGGUGUUGAAGGAGGCCUGUAAGCAGUUAGGAAUUCGCACCACUGGGACCAAGAAGCAGGAGCUGAUAGAUGCUCUGAUCGCCCAGCUGGGCUCAUCAUGAGGAGUGAAAUACACAACUCACUGUGCCUUUCUGAAAACUCAGAUCAGCAGAUCUGUUGAUAGACUUCAGCUGUAGAAAGGACUCCAAACACUGUUUUGAAAGCAGGUAACUGUUUUUUAAAGGGAAAGUUUGGAUUUUUUAAAGUGGGGUUGUAUGAGGUACUUAUCUAUACUCAGUGUAUUACAAGCAGUCGAUGUCAGUCGGAUUGCCCCCAGUUUGUAGAAGCAGGCUGGAGUCCGAUACAGGAGCUAAGCAACAUACUGCUGUGAGUGGGAGUCAGCACGAAAAUGUAUUUUAGCGAACUAAAAAAUGUCCCAGCUAAAAACAUCGACAUCAAUUCAGGCGUACACUAUAUUGAGAGUAUUUUCACGGCUUUACCUGAAUGUCAAACAAUGAUUUCCAGCCGGAAAGCUGUUGACGGCUUCAGUUCUCGAUCUAUGCUCAAAGCCACUAGGCUCCAUUGAAAAAAGCAGUGAUAUAAUACUGCUGAAUAACGGAGCUGCUGGUCUACCGCUGCCUCAAAAAAAUUAUUUAGUUUGUAUUAUUGUGUUGUUUUUGGCGAAUCUAAACUAACUCUUUAAACACCAGAGUCCCACAAUAGUCACAGGAAUAAAAUAUAGGAUUGAGGCAGCAAUAAACCAGCAGCUCCUGUGUUUAGUGAUGUUAAAUCACGUUUUCUCAAUGAAAUCUGGCUUUGAGGAGAGCGAUAAAACGGCUUCAUUUUCUCAGUGGUCAACAAUGUCUGACACUGAGGUAAAGCAGUGAAAAUAUUCGCAAUAUAGCAGACACUUACAUUGAUAGUGAUUUUUUUUAGGCGGGAAAAAUACAAUUUGUUGCUGACCCCAUCCACAGCAGUACAUUGAUUAACUUCCAUGUCGGACUCCAGCCUGCUUCUCCAAACUGUUUGUAAUAUAUUCUCUAUGGAUAAAUAACCUACACAACAUAGCUUCAAAAAAUCUGACCUAUCCCUCAAAUUUACCACAUGGUCUGUAAAAUUUAGCGUGGACCAGGAGGAUGUUUGGAGUGAUAAACAAUAAAGUUUCCUGUUGUGCUUGAUAGGUAUAAACCUGUUGAUUUACGCCUUUUUUUCAGGGUUGCAUGGUUAGGUGCAGCUCAGUGCUAAUGUCUGCAGAAGGUGUGUCAGUCCCACAUGACAUGAAUAAUGUUUGAAUGUAAAAAAAACAACAUUUUCUUGUGAUCAAGAACUCAAACUGGUCAUAAAAAAAUCAUAAAAAUACUGUAACCGCUGAUGACACUUUUUUAUAAUCCUGCAUUUGCUUUAAUAAAACCAAAACUUUUUACA